UGGCAAAGUAAGAAAAGAUUAGGUGCUUUGUUGACUCAGUAGCACGAUGGUUAAACAGUUUAGGUAAAUAUAGAGAAAUUAAUUAACAGAAUGCACAUAUACAUCAUGAAGACCUAAAAGCAUGACAAGGUCAAUGAUGACAACUCAUAAAAAUCUUAAGCAAGUGCAAAAUAUUAAUUCAUUUCCGCAGAAGGUACACCACUUUAAUAUUAUAAUCAAACUUAAGUUAUAAUUUAGUUAUUCAAAUCUUUAAUUUGGCCGGUCAAGAAGCUUUCUUUCUUGAUCAUCUGUUUUAAGAAUCCAUUACCUAUCACAAAUGCCAAAAGUUACCAAAAAAAAAAAAAAAGAAAGAAGGAAACCUAAAAUAGAGCAAACCCUUCCUUUAUCACAUACUUUUCGGUGUAUCCAUUGCAGCAGGGAAUGUAUCUCUGGAAGAGGGCUGCCGGAGUCCUCAAAGACCAGAAAAGCAUACUGGUGGCCACCCUUUCGCGGCGGACAUCGUACCGGAACCCUGAUCUUGAGGCAGCAAUUAUUAAAGCUACAAAUCAUAAUGAAAGCUAUGUAGAUUACAAGAAUGCUCAAAGAGUCUUUGCAUGGAUACGUACAUCUCCCGUUAGCCUAAAGCCUUUGAUUUGGGCUUUAACUGCUCGUAUAGAGAAGACUCAGAGUUGGGUUGUUGCGUUAAAGGGUUUGAUGCUUCUGCAUGGCGUUUUCUGCUGUAAAACCCAAGCUGUUUCAAGGAUUGGAAGAUUACCAUUUGAUCUUUCAAAUUUUACAGAUGGACAUUCCAAGCCAAGCAAAUCUUGGGGUUUCAAUGCGUUUAUUCGUGCUUAUUAUGCAUAUUUAGAUCAAAGAUCUUUAUUCUUAUAUGAGCAACGUCGAGAAAGAAUGGAAGAUAAUUCAAUGGUACAAGAGCUUAUAAAGCUUGAAACCUGGCAAUCUUUGCUUGACAUGUUGCUUCAAAUUAAGCCAUUGGCUAAUAACAUGAGAGAAUGCUUGAUUCUUGAAGCUAUGGAUUGUGUUAUUAUUGAAAUAUUCGAUGUUUAUAGCAGGAUUUGUAAUGGGAUUGCCAGAAUUCUAAUGGGGAUUUAUUCAGCUGGAAAGCUUGAAGCUACCUUGUCACUUAAGGUUCUUCAAAAGGCAAUGAAUCAAGGUGAAGAUCUUGCUUUAUAUUUUGAGUUUUGCAGGGAUUUUGGCGUCUUUAAUGCAAUGGAAGUACCGAAAGUUACAAAGAUCCCCGAUGAAGAUAUCAAAGAUCUCGAGCGUAUUAUUAAUGGUGUUUAUGAAAAGAAAAAUAUCGACGAGAAUGACAAUAAUAAGAAUAAAAACAACAACAAAAUUGUUGCCAUUGAUGAAAAGAAGGAAGCAAUACAGAAACUGAAGACAAUAAUCACUGACAAAUGGGAGGUAUUUGAUGAAGAAUUGAAGGUUGUUAAUAUAAGGAACGAAGGAAAAGAAAACCCUCUUCAAAGUCCUUCAAAUUAUUUACCUCUUAUUCCGAUUGACGAGCCUGUUAAUUGUAAACAACAAGAAAUUCCAGAUUUUAUUAGUUUCUGUUAGUUGGAUUAUACUUGCAGUUUGUCUCUUUACUUCCCUAUUGAUGGAGUUUUCUUCUUCUUCUUCUUUUUUUCCUAAUAUCAUUCGCCGCAUUUUACUUUUUA
Messenger RNA from Ricinus communis (castor bean), 1661 nucleotides. RefSeq names its product putative clathrin assembly protein At1g25240. Gene Ontology annotation, molecular function: SNARE binding; clathrin heavy chain binding; phosphatidylinositol-4,5-bisphosphate binding. Gene Ontology annotation, cellular component: clathrin-coated pit; clathrin-coated vesicle. Gene Ontology annotation, biological process: clathrin coat assembly; vesicle budding from membrane; clathrin-dependent endocytosis. NCBI's taxonomy places the organism in Eukaryota, Viridiplantae, Streptophyta, Magnoliopsida, Malpighiales, Euphorbiaceae. Bases 421 to 1560 code for a protein of 379 amino acids. The transcript has a single exon. The record is from RefSeq and is a predicted model, not a curated record.